AUGUUUCAACUUCCUGAUCCAUCAGAUGAAACGUUUUCAAAGUGUAGUGAGUUCAAAUUGAUUCGAACAGGUGUCGCCGAGCUUUUUCUUUCGAUAGCAUGUGACCGGAGAUCUAGUCAUUCUCCACUUUCCCGAAUUGAAGAGCUGGAAGUACAUCAACCCAACGAAACAUUUGUCAACAAUGGAACAUAUACUUCACUGGAAGAUCUUGUAAAUAUUUCAAAUCUAACACAGUGGUGUAUUGAAAUGGAAGUGUUGUCCCUUGGAUACUACAACUACAUUGCUGAUGGACUGAAUAGCUCUGAAAAAUUUAAAGAGGUCAUGAAACGGCUUGAUGGCUUGAACUCAACGAAUGUCAAUAUAUUUUACAACGCUCUUCAUGCAAACGUUGAAAUCCUAAACCAGAUGAACAUUCCUUUUUCCGUGGAAAAUCAAUUUCUCCAUAACAUUUCUGAAACUUUGAAGAUACGGAUCAUAGCUGAACUGGAGAGUAGUUCGAUAUCAGACAAAGCAAAAACGCAUAUUAAAAAGAGCAUUGAAACGUCGAAACAAUUUUUUGCAUUCUACGAUCACAACGAUGUGAAGGUCUUUGAAACGGCAAAGUUGACAUAUGAAACUGAAUACUAUCGAUUAAAAAGCUUGUUAUCCCCUGAAGACAUCCAAAGGAAAGUAAGUGAGCCAAUUCUCCGAAUCGGAGCAACAACUGCCUCGAUGGAAAAUUUGAUGAGUAAGAUUCGGAGAUUCGAUGUCAACUUCCUGUUUCAUGCAAUUAUUGCGAGUCCGGAGAAUGACGCAUUUCAGUAUAAUGGUGGAAAUCACCUUCUCACCGUAAUUACUAGGAAUGAUCUUACUCAACAAGAAAAGACGAUGGCCGAUACCUACUUCAUUACCACACACGAAAUUAUGCAUUUAAUUUAUCCAGUUGCCAAUAGUUAUAUAAACGAAAGUGUAUGGACCGGUGCUCUCGAAUGUACCCUUCGUGAUGUUAAAAUGUUAGGAGAGACUGAUGCAGUGAAACCCGUGGAUGGAUGGUAUAAGCCAGAAAUUGGCUAUGAAGAUCUGAUCAAUGUAAUGGCGAUGAGAGUUCUUAUGAAAAUGGCAGCGGAGAAGUCGGUCAAUGAGCAGCAGCUGAAAGAAGCCCUGGAAACUGUAAUCGGAGGUCUUUGCAAGCAUACUGGUAGGAAAAACGAGUUGAUCCCCGACCAUCAUCCGUUGGAAAUUUCUCGAAAUGCGGCAGUACGUCAAUAUCCGUUAUUCAACUCAUUGUAUGGAUGUAAGGCUGGAGAUCGAAUGUUUGCAAAACCAAAUGAGUAUUGCAAACCGUUAGGUGAUCCCAUCAACGUUGAGGAUUUUCUGAUCAAAAACGAAACACGGAAAGAUGUCGGUGGAUUCCUUAAGGACGUGCUAAACACGGCAGAACGUUUUAAUUUUACCUAUGAGCUGUAAUUUGUGGUUAGCAAUUGAUAAAUGUUUUCAGAAACGAGA
Messenger RNA from Caenorhabditis elegans, 1485 nucleotides. It is a transcript of the gene C17B7.10, whose product is annotated as Peptidase_M13_N domain-containing protein. Bases 1 to 1446 code for a protein of 481 amino acids. NCBI's taxonomy places the organism in Eukaryota, Metazoa, Nematoda, Chromadorea, Rhabditida, Rhabditidae. The record is from RefSeq and is marked reviewed. The transcript has 8 exons.